CUUAAAUGCAAACACUUUUCAAAUGAUCGCAACUUUUCACAUGUUUUCGCAUUAAUUGUGUUUAAAUUGAUUGACAUUUAAAACCCAUUUAUCGCUCGUUUUUAAUAUAAUAUUCAUUUACAAGACCUCUUCAUAAGAGAUGUAUGAAGUACUGCACCGACAGGAGGGCGCCCACGACGACGGCAUAUGGAGUGUGGGGUGGGCUCGAGGGGUGUCCGACGGCAUUGAACACAUCGUGACCGGCAGUCUGGACGACACGGUUAAGGCCUGGAAAUGGGAUGACGAAAGUCUGGAUCUCCGGUAUAUCUUCGAAGGACACGCUCUGGGAGUGGUGUCAGUGGAUGUGGACAGCAGUGGCAGUAUAGCCGCGUCUAACUCAUUGGACAGUCACAUCCGAGUGUGGGAUCUGGUGUCUGGCGCUCAGGUGCAGAGCAUAGACGCGGGACCAGUGAAUGCCUGGACAGUGACCUUCUCUCCCGACUCCAAACUGAUAGCCACUGGAAGUCAUUCCGGGAAAAUUGUCUUAUAUUCUGUGGGAAGUGGCGAGAAGUCUGAACAGAGCUUAGACUCGACCGGAAAAUACACGCUUAGCAUAGCUUUCAGACCAGAUGGUCAACAGAUAGCCAGUGGAGCCAUCGAUGGUAUGAUUAAACUAUUCGAUAUCGAAACGGGCAAAAUGGUGUCAACGCUGGAAGGACACGCUAUGCCUAUCCGUUCCCUCACAUUCUCACCCGAUUGCAGACAUUUGAUCACUGCUUCAGACGACUGUCACAUUAAGAUCUAUGACGUGCCCACCGGAGAGCUCAUAUCAACCCUCUCAGGACACGGCUCUUGGGUUCUAAACGUGGACUUCUCGGCCGACAACAGACACUUCGCGUCCGCAUCUUCUGAUAAGACUGUGAAGGUAUGGGACGUGGAGACCAGGGAUUGUAUUGAGACGUUUGAACAGCACACGGAUCAGGUCUGGGGAGUCAAAUACAACAGCAACGGCAGCCGAUUAGUGUCGGUGUCGGACGACCACUCCAUCAUUAUCUACAACUGUCCGCUUUGAUCACUGGCUGUUUGAACUGCACAGACGGUUGCCGUGCUUUUCAGGCCAACUCUUGUCCCUUUCGUCCUUUACUUGACUCCCAGUGCCGACGACUGUCUCUCCAUUUUCAUCCAUUUCUUCAAUUGCUUUCCCCGGCAGUGAUUCUACUGUUUUAUUGAAAC
Molecule: messenger RNA, 1212 nt
Organism: Oppiella nova
Lineage: Eukaryota; Metazoa; Arthropoda; Arachnida; Sarcoptiformes; Oppiidae
Source: the annotation of a GenBank genome assembly